Molecule: messenger RNA, 5436 nt
Organism: Nyctereutes procyonoides (raccoon dog)
Lineage: Eukaryota; Metazoa; Chordata; Mammalia; Carnivora; Canidae
Gene: NOM1
Product: nucleolar protein with MIF4G domain 1
Exons: 11
Coding region: 17-2578 (853 amino acids)
Biological process (GO): ribosomal small subunit biogenesis
Cellular component (GO): nucleolus
Molecular function (GO): protein binding; RNA binding
Source: RefSeq, a predicted model, not a curated record
CGGAGCAUCCAGGAACAUGGCGGCGUCCGCGAGCGCGGGAGUGACGCGCCGGCGUGGGCGCUGGGGGCGCGGACCCUGUAGGCAGCGCGGACGCGGGGUACGCCGCGGGCCGGGGGUCGGCACCGAGGGAGCUCUGAAGCGGCUAAAGCUAGCGGUGGAGGAGUUUGUGCAGGCGGCCUCCGAGGGGGAGACCCCCGGCGGCCGCGCGGGGCCCCGGACGGAGGGCCGCGUGCGCCCGGGCGAGAGGAAAAGCCGCAGGGAGCUGAGGAAGGAGAAGCGGCACCUGAAGAAGGCGCGGCGGCUGCAGAGGUCUGCGGGCCCCGUGGGCGGCGGCGGCGGAGGAGCCGGGGGGGCGGCGGAGGAAGGCGCCUGGCCGCCCCCUGCUCAGGCCCCGCCUCCGUCGAAGGGGCUGCGACCGCCCCGGGCCCGGGACCCCGGAGCGCGCCCCGAGGCCAGGGCCCCCCCCGGGGGGACCAGGCCUGCCGCAGCCGCAGCCGCUGCCGCCGCUCGGAAACGGGCUCUUCUGGCGGCCAACGAGGAGGAGGACCGGGAGAUCCGAAAGCUGGAGCGGUGCCUCGGCUUGAACAAGCGCAAAAGGAAGGGCGACGGCAGCUCCGUGCCGCUGAGCUUUGCCCGCGAUGGGCUCGACUACAUCCUCGGAGCCCUGGAGUCUGGAAAAAAUAGUGGCUUGUAUGAAAGCAGCAGCAGCGAGGAGGAGGAGGAUACCGAGGAGGAUGCGGGGCCGACUCUCCCCGAAAGUGACUUAGAGAGUGACACGGAGGACGAGGGGCCGCAGGAGGAUGUGGAAGAGGACGAGAACACGCUGGGAACACACAGUGAGGAAGAGGAUGUGAAAGAGGAGAAGCAAAAGAAAGCAGAAGAGGGGGGAGCCACGCGGCAAAGGGACAAAAAGAGGGUCCGCUUUGUAGAAGAAAAGAGCGAACCAUCCUCCUCCGAGGACUCUGACACAGCAGAUCAGCAGAGUUUUUGUGAAAAUGAAGGAAAGUACAUCCCACCUCACGUGAGGCAAGCUGAAGAGACAGCGGGUGAUCAGAAAAAAGAGGGACUGGAAAGACUAAAGAAACACGUCAAAGGUCUCGUUAACAGGUUGAGUGAACCGAGCAUAGCCUCCAUAAGUGGGCAGCUGGAGGAGCUGUACAUGGCCCACAGCAGGAAGGACAUGAACGACACUCUGACGGACAUCCUCAUGAGUGCCUGUGCUCCAGACACCGCCAUGCCCAGCAGGCUGAUGAUGGAGCAUGUGCUCCUGCUCAGUGUUCUUCACCACACAGUUGGGGUGGAGGUCGGUGCUCACUUCUUGGAGGCUGUGGUGAGGAGGUUUGACACCAUCUAUAAGAAUGGAGGAGGAGGGAAAGAGUGUGAGAACCUGCUUACCAUCAUUGCCCAUUUGUAUAACUUCCACGUGGUACAGGCUCGCCUUGUCUUUGACAUUUUGAAAAAACUUAUUGGAACUUUCACAGAAAAAGAUAUUGAGCUGACCCUGUUGAUGCUGAAAAACGUGGGCUUCUCAUUGAGGAAAGAUGAUGCGUUGUCACUUAAGGAACUGAUCAUGGAGGCCCAGGCCAAAGCCAGCGAGGCGGGUGGCAAGUUCCAGGACCAGACCAGGGUUCGGUUCAUGUUAGAGACCAUGUUGGCGCUGAAGAACAAUGACAUGCGUAAAAUUCCAGGCUAUGACCCUGAACCAAUGGAGAAACUCAGGAAGUUACAGAGAGCUUUGGUACGCAGUGCUGGCUCAGGUACUGAAACUCAGCUCCGCAUCUCCUGGGACAGUGUCCUGAACGCCCAGCAGACUGGGCGCUGGUGGAUCGUGGGGUCCGCAUGGAGUGGGGCCCCUAUGAUUGACAACAGCCAGCAGAAGACACUGGAGAAGCACCCCUCGGGGACGGUUAGUAAGAAGAUACUAGAACUCGCCCGAAAGCAGAGAAUGAACACCGAUGUCAGGAGAAACAUAUUCUGUACAAUAAUGACUAGUGAAGAUUUUUUGGACGCAUUUGAGAAGCUCCUGAAGCUUGGGCUGAAGGACCAGCAGGAGAGGGAGAUCGUUCAUGUUCUCAUGGAUUGCUGCCUUCAGGAGAAAACCUACAACCCUUUCUAUGCAUUGCUGGCUGGCAAGUUCUGUGACUACCAGAGGAAGUUCCAGAUGACUGUCCAGUUCAGCAUAUGGGAUAAAUUUCGGGACUUAGAAAAUUUGCCAGCCACUAAUUUCUCUAAUUUGAUUCACUUGGUAGCCUACUUGUUGAAGACAAAAUCACUUCCACUUUCUAUUUUAAAGGUAGUUGAAUUCAGUGAAUUGGAUAAACCCAGAGUCCACUUUUUACGAAAAGUAUUACAUAUUCUGUUAAUGGAAACAGAAGUUGAAGACCUUGGUUCAAUUUUUGCAAGAGUGUCUGACAACCCGAAGCUAGGCUUGUUGAGAGAAGGUCUGAAGCUCUUCAUCAGCCACUUCCUGCUGAAGAGUGUGCAAGUGCACACAAGGGCAGAGGAGGCCAGUGUGCUGAGGGAGAGGGCUGACCUCGCAACAAAGUCUUUGCAAGGCAAAGCUUCCCUGAGAAUGUAGUCUGGAAAAGGAGAAGAAGGGCGUGGUCAUUUGUCUGCAAAUGUCCUUUCUAAACCCAAAAGGCUUGUUACUCUGCUGACCAUGUGCAAAAGCUUGUUGGAGCUAUAUAUGCUACAGUCUUGUAUUUAAGAUACAGUGUUUGAGAUCAUUUUUUAAUUCGAGGUUAUAUCGUGUUUAUGUUUUAAACGAUUUUUACAUAUCUGUAUAUGGAAUGGGGUGAGGAGAAGGCAAGGGGGAAGGACAGGCAGACACGGGACACAUUCUCUUAAGUAAUGAGACUGGGUGGGAUGCGAUCGUUGUAGUCUUCCAUAGACAGACGGUCCACUAGAGGGUGCAGUUAUGUAGAAAUUGAUGCGGUUUUUAUCUUUUGUGUGUAUUGGUUAAAAGUUCCAAAACCAUGAGUUAAAUGUGAUACCUGAUAUUGGGAAGUACUGGGAAUGCAAGUAUGUUUGAAAAGUCAGCGGUUGACUUAAGCCUUGCAGGUACCGGUACAGCCUGGUAUGUCCGGGAGCUUCCCAGCAGCACUUGCCUCUCAAGGACACUGCCCCUGUCUGUGUCCAUGGCUUACACUCAUCAACUCCAGGUUGUAAAGCACUUUACUAAACAACUUUGAAGUCCCUGGAUAGAUACAGGACACGUAAUGGGUGUGCCUCUGAGCUGGGUUCUAGGAGGAGUAAAUGUGAAUAACACAAUUGCCACCUGCCAGGAAUGAACGUUCAUAUAGUGGAAGACACACCCCGCUGAGUACAGUAAACUGGCAGCUUCUCUGAAGGAAGUAAGUCCUAGAUUGACAAACAUCUGUUGCUUCCCCGGCUCUUAGAAUUUGCUUCUCUGUCUUAAAUGCUGUAAACUUGAUUUAAGUGUCACCUUUGGUUGCAAAGUCAUCAAAACAUGUGCUUAGAACCAUGGUUUAUAUGGCAUAAGCACAUACCCGGCAGCGUGCUGUCCCACAGAACGACCACCUUGGAGAGCUGCCCUGGCCUGAGUGAGGUCACCCCAGACUCCCCUCUCUCAGACUUCCAAGUACGAUCUUCAUGUUACUCAACGCAGUUCAUGUUUAGAAAUCACCAUGUGAUGUAGCGUCUCCAUGUGCACUCCUGAACUAAUGUUUUAAGUCUAGAGAUGCGCAAGGCACAUGAAAGCCUUUGUGUCCCCAGUUGGCUAGCCCGCCAGCAGAGAACGGCGUGCAUGAGCUGAGAGCCUCCACAUUCUCUGUGGGUGGGGGUCAGGCCAGAAGAGGUCGGUUCCUCUCUGGCGCCUGCCUUCCCUCAAACUCAGCACACUGCCAGCCUCCAGGUCCUGCUCUGAAGAAGGCAGCAUCCGUCAAACUAAACAGUGCACUUACUGACACAGUAAGUGCAGGCUCCUGCUUCCACAAAGACUCAUGGAACUGACCUAAGGCCACUCACUGUGGGGGGCAGCCGCUGAGACCCCAAACGGUCCCUACCACCCCUGACAUGCACUAAACCUAGUCGGGGGCAUGGCUCAGCUCAAGCUAACUUUGCAGAAGAGGAUCUUUUGUUAACAGAAUCCCAUUUUUAUCUUGUCUUUUAUAAUUUGUCUUUUUUGAUAUUAAAGACAAAUUAAUAUCAAAUUAAUAUUUGAUUUUUGUGAAAAUAUCAUGGGUUAUCACAUUAGUAAGUAUACUUAUUAAAGUAAAGAAUUAUAUCUUGAGGGCAGCCCGCGUGGCUCAGCAGUUUAGCGCUGCCUUCGGCCCAGGGCGUAAUCCUGGAGACCAGGGAUCGAGUCCCACAUCGGGCUCCCAGCAUGGAGCCUGCUUCUCCCUCUCCCUAUGUCUCUGCCUCUCUCUCUCUCUCUCUCUCUCUCUCUCUCUCUCUCUCUCUCUCUGUGUGUGUGUGUGUGUGUGUGUGUGUGUCUCAUGAAUAAAUAAAGAAAAUCCUUAAAAAAAAAAAGAAUUAUAUCUUGAACAAUAGUCACUGAAUUCAGACUUGCUUGUGAAUACAUAGGUUUUUAAAUGUAUUACAGUAAUACUCCACAUUUGAAAAAUAUUGAAGUCUUUGCUUGGUAUGUAUGUGAAUUUUUGGACUCUUGUGAUGCAGGCUUAGAAUAGUGAUUGUAUUGAUAGAAUUUCUGAAAAGAAGCUGUCUUUUAUUUUUUUUCCUUCUUUUUUUUUAAGAUUUUAUUUAUUCGUGAGAGAAAGAGGCAGAGACACAGGCCGAGGGAGAAGCAGGCUCCAUGUAGGGAGCCUGACGUGGGACUCGAUCCCAGGGUGGUGCUAAACAACUGAGCCACCCAGGCUGCCCUAUUUUUUUCCUUUAGAUAAUCUCUGCACCCAACCUGGGGCUUGAACUCGGCCACCCUGAGAUCAAGAGUUGCAUGCUCUACCGACUAAGCCACCCAGGAGCCCUAGGGGACUUCAUGUUUAGAAUAGAGAUAUAGGGCAGCCCCGGUGGCCCAGCGGUUUGGCGCCGCCUUCAGCCCAGGGUGUGAUCCUGGGGCCCCGGGAUUGAGUCCCACGUCGGGCUCCCUGCAUGGAGCCCGCUUCUCCCUCUGCCUGUGUCUCUGCCUCUCUGUGUGUCUGUCAUGAAUAAAUAAAUAAAAUCUUUAAAAAAAAAUAGAAUAGAGAUAUAAGGGACAUAAGACAAUAGAGACAUAAGAGACAUAAGAGUGGCUCAGUGGGUGUUGGGUGAAGCGUCUGCCUUCGGCUCAGGUCAUGAUCUCGGGAUCCUGGGAUUGAGUGCACUGUUGGGCUCCCUGCUCAGCCGGGGGUCUGCUUCUCCCUCUCUCCCUGUUCAUUCUCUCUCUCAAAUGAAUAAAAAUCUUUUAAAAAUAAAAACAUAAGGAACAGACUUUUUAAUGUAUUAAAAUGUAUAAAUAAAAUUAUUUUUUAUAUUUUA